GUAACUAGGAAGUAUGUACAGUAACCAGGAGAAACGGAGGUGUGUGUUGAUUUGUAUUUUUAACCGUUAGUCUUUGUGUUUAGUCGAUUAAGGCCACUUUCAACUGAACAAAUCUUUCCAGAACCGGCAGCUGUAGACUGUGAAGAGGCUGAACGAUGGCAUUACCUACUCUUUCCUCACACUGGCCCGGACGAAUCCGUCCUCUGGAUCGUCAGUUGGCACGUCAGAGAGAACAGGAGGCGCGACGUCUCCAACAGUGGCAGGCGCACUCACAAUAUUUUAAAGAGCAGAAUGUUCGCAGCAGUAAACAGGCACACUGGAGCUCCCGUCAGUCCUAUCAGCAGAGCAUGUCGGCGUUCCGACGUGAGCGCCUGCAGGAGGAGAGGAGGAGGAGCGUGGAGGUGCGCAGGGAGCGUCUGAGGAACAUGCUUCAGGAGGAGAAUGCACAGCUGGAGGAUGAGCUCCGAGCCUCCGCCCGAGACAGGGGUGCCACCCUCAGGCAGCAGCAGGAGAGGGCAGAGGAUCUGCGAGCAGCCCGAGAAGAGCGCAGGAAGAAGAUCGCACAGGAGCUUCUGAAGGAGACCUGGAAGAAGAACAAUCCAGAACUGCGUAUGGUGGAGUCAGAGCUGCAUAAAGAUCAUGUGGUGAGCCAGUGGCAGGUGCAACAGCAGCACAAAAAACAGGUAGAGGAGCAGAACAUGCAGGAGAGGCUGCGUUUUGAGAACGAGUAUGAGAGAAGCAGACGGGAGGCACUGGAGAGGAUGAAGGAGGAAGAAGAGAGGAGGAAGGAAAAAGAGAGGGAGAGAUUCGAGUUUCUGCGUCAACAGAUGGAGGAGCUCAAAGUCAGAGAUGAGGAGAGUCGGCGUCUGCAGCAGGAGGAGGAUGCUCUGCUGACCAAGCGGUUGGAGGUGGAGCAGCUGGAGGAGGACAGGAGGAGAGCCGAGGAAAGCCGGAAGAAAUCCGAGUUCGGACGUUUACUGAGUCGUCAGUAUCGAGCACAGCUGAAGAGACGAGCACAGCAAGUCCAGGAGGAACUGGAGGCGGAUCGGAGGAUCCUGGCUGCACUGAUGGAGGGUGAGGAGGAGGAACGGAGGGUGGAGAGUGCGAGGAGGGAGAGGGCGGUGGCUGAUGUGGCAUGGAUGAAGAGAGUUCUGGAGGAACAGCUGCAGCUGGAGAGAGAGCGAGAAGCAGAGUUUGACCUGCUCUACAGAGAGGAGGCACAGAGGGUGUGGGAUGAGCGUGAGGCUCAGUGGGAUAGGGAGAGGAGAGCCAGAGAAAGACUUAUGCACGAGGUGCUGAAUGUGCGUCAGGAGCAGCUGCAUGAGCGGAUGGAGGAGAAGCGCAGGGCUCGGGAGGAGUGCGAGAGGAGGAGGGUGGAGCUUCUACAGCAGCUGGAGGAGGAAGAGGAGGAGAAACGACAGCACAGGGAGCAGCAGGAGCAAAAACGCACCACACGCAUGCAGGACAUCAGCACUCAGGUGGAACAGAGACGCAGGGAGCAGUGGGAGGAGCAGCAGAGGCUUGAGCAGGAGGAGGCGGAGCUGAAGGAGGGGCUUAGGCUUGAGGAGGAGGAGCUUCGGCUGGAGACAGAGAGGAUGACUCGGCGUGGCUACGAGGAGAGGAUUCGCAGCAGGCCUCGUUCAGCCUGGACAUGAGGAGACGAGGACACACCCACCCUCGCACUGAUGCCCUCCGGUGUAGUUAGUGGUAUUUCUGUCUGUAGCACAGUGGCUCAGAUCAGGUAGUGUGUGUGUGUUUGUGAACAGUGGAUCAGGUGUGUGUCAGGACACAACACUCUUCACUCACAUGUACUGUGGUUUAUCAAUAAACUGUAAAUAUAUAAAAUAACUGAUUUGUCAGUUAGUGACAGUUCCAUCUGUCCUGUUUUUUACAAUUUGAUCAGCAUCCUACGAGACUAUAAACACUUCGAAACAGCUGCUUGAUAAAACAACAGUCAGUAUGCUGAACAGCAGCGUUUUAUAGUGUUUUACAACACCAGGGUGUGUCGUGUUUAAACCUUGUGUUAGAUCACUGUUGGCUGGCUUUAUAGCAGAACUCAAUGUUUUAUAGAAAUAAACAAAUAAAUUGUCUGUGUUUUGUA
Tachysurus vachellii is the source of this 2101-nucleotide messenger RNA. It is a transcript of the gene tchp, whose product is annotated as trichoplein, keratin filament binding. Lineage: Eukaryota; Metazoa; Chordata; Actinopteri; Siluriformes; Bagridae. Gene Ontology annotation, biological process: apoptotic process. Gene Ontology annotation, cellular component: keratin filament. The transcript is spliced from 13 exons. The coding region runs from base 156 to 1655 and encodes 499 amino acids. The record is from RefSeq and is a predicted model, not a curated record.